CACUGGAGUGCUAUCAGGGAUAAUUAUUAUGAUAGCUUUGAGGGUCAGUUAGCUCAUGCAAUAACCAUGGUCUUAUUAUAGUGUACUGUAAAGCUGUAAAUGUUAAGGUUAGCAAAGGUGAGGAAUUUUUGCCUCUGACAGUAUUGUUUGCAUGGUCUAACGUAUUUGGGAAUUUUCACUGUUAAGCUGCAUGCUCUCCUUAGUGGUGAGGUGUGCUGUGACCUGUCAGGUUUUGCUUUGCAAACGUUGUUACCCUUUAAGGUCAGUGCAGGAAGCCAUGUCUGAGGAAAGCUGUGGAGAAUUGAUGCUCCUGUCCACUCCCUUUGGGGCUGACAUUCAUUAAUAUAUUAGAUCUGUAACCGGAUGGAUAUCUGUAGAAGAAAGGUGAGGAAUCGUCAUGAUUAAUUAAUUAGAAGUCCUGAGAAAAGCAUGAGCUUUAUUCGAAGUCCUGCCUGCUAUUUUGAGAGAUGACAGCAGGUGGCAACCUCUCCCUAAAAAUUCUGUUGUGGAAGAGUUCAAUACUUGCAAAUUUUUCUCAAGCAGCCAGAAGAGUUUGCUAAAGAAGGGUUUUUUCCUUCCGUAAGGAUUGUGAAUCCUCUCCUGGAAACAAAUAUGCAUAGUAUAUAGAAGGAUCACUUCUCUAAAAGUAAGACUCAAAUCCGGCUUCUUUUUUUUCUCCUUUCAAACUCAGAGCUCACUGACUUAUGGAGGAGGUGCUGCUGUAUCUCUCAGACCCUCAGCUGCAGUGGAGCUGAACUGCUCGGACAUUCUUAAGAGACACUGUGAUACUGUGAUCUUUUAGCUUCUUAUGCAUCUUCUGUUGGCCUUAAGUUUGUUGGAACCGAUGCUGGUUUGCCUUUAGGGCUCAGGGACACACUGAACCUGUUCAAUACUUCUGCAGUUGUUCUGUUGACAUUGAGCCACUCUAAAUGGAGUGUUGUUUGCUUUCCUCCAUCUGGGUGGGUUACUAUGACCAAGACACUUUACCUUCACAUUCUGUUCUGACUUAAGAUUGUGAAAAGAGAACAGUAAUGAUGCAGUAAUUGACUUUCUUAUGUAAAACUCUCUAUUGACAAGAAAAGCCAAACAAUUGAUCAGUACUGUUCCACACAAGUUUUUCAACUUAUCUUUAUUUGCACAUUAAAUGUGAAUUAUUUCGGGCAUGCAGUCAGUCCAGAACACAGGUAGGGAGGGGGAAUUUGUACCACUUAUCCAACUAAGUUUGUGAUAGUUGCACUUUUCACUGAUUCCUUACCAGUUAAUUUCCUAUAAGGAAGAGGUCUCUUGGCCAUUGUCUAUUAAUGUUCAUAGGGAAGUUUCUCUCUCACAAGCCAAGAAGCAGUGAGGCCUGAGUGUACAGCCAGCUCCUACAACUGAUGGAUUGUAACUGGAGGAGGAAGAGGCAAGAAAGGGACUUGUAAGGAGCAUACCAGCUGUCCUGCCCCGCCACGGUCGUGGACCCAGCUAGAGCCUUAUGCAAUAGACUUGCUAGAAGAUUCACCUAACUUCUGGGGAUAUUUUCACUCUCCUCUGCCAAUGAAGGGAGAAGACCUGGACAGGGUUUCUGCAGUAGUAUGGGAGGCAUGAGUAGGUGCUAGAACAUCUUGAGAGAUGCACUGAAGAGAGAGUGUGGUGGAACCCUAGUGACUACCCCACAAAGUGUGUACUGGAAGACUGGAAAGUGAGCUUUAGAGAUUUGUUAUGGUAAUGAGGAGACGACCUUUCCACCUGUAUUCGUAGGGGGCAUAAAGAAGUAGUUGCACUUUUUUUAAUUGUACAGGAGUUCUGUUCAGAUUCUUCUGGGCCUUAACUAAGUUGGGAUAAGCCUGAUGUGAGAAUAGCAGUUGGCAGUUUGAGCUUUGGGAGAUACUGCUGCAGACUAAUGCUAAAAAGCAUUAAAUAGAUUCUAGUCAAUCAGCGUAUCCUAAUAGUGCAUGGGGGAGAGAGAGAGGGGAUGUCUUUAACUUCUGACUCAUAAGGCAGAAGAAACCUUAAAAAAGGUGUAGAAUUAUUAGCUGGGAGGUCCAAGCCCAAGAAGUAAUGCUGACUAAACCUCCCCCUUGCGUGGACCCCAAGAAGCCACAGUUUCAAACAAGCCCUGCAUCUGAACAGAGGGCCAUGUGAUGCAGGUUGUGGUUUGCACAAACACUGUCAAGUAACCAGGAGAGGUUAAUCACAGCAAACUGACAAGAUGCAGAGGGUUUUGCUGUGCUGCCUGCUGACAGUUUUACUUUAUUCAGCAUGAUAUCAUCUGAGCAUACAGUUCUGUUUAGCUAAACAGCAGGGCAGCCAAGCUGGAAAAGUGUAGGCAGCGUUCAUGAGAGUGACCCCACUAGCCUGUGAAUAUCCACGCAGCAUUUAUGAUACUUAGAAGGCGUGUUUGUGGUCAGGAGUGAGCACUGGGUGUUUUCUCCUUUGUAAGAAUAGGAUCCUACUCAGAGCAAUAAUUAUUUGUAUUGUAUUCACUUGUCUUUAUAUUCAGUUUUGCAGCCUCCUAGCUGCCUGCUGUUGAUAUUUGAUUUUCAGUUAACCUGCUACAUUGUUGACCUACUAAUCUCUCUCCAGAGACUUGGGGAAAUUUUGUUCCCGUUUUACAGGUGUCCCUGGAUCUAUCCUGAGUAAAUAAAGGGCUGCUAUCAGUGCUGAGAUUGAAACCCAGUAGUAACUAGUGGAUUGCUUUUUCUCACCUUCUACCACUUGCUGGCUCCAAGAGAAAAAUCUGGAAAAUGAAGCUAAAAGAAAUUGAGCGAACAGCUGUGCAGGCGUGGAGUCCGGCAAACAACCACCCUAUUUACCUAGCAACAGGAACGUCUGCCCAACAGCUGGAUGCUUCCUUCAGUACAAAUGCCAACUUGGAAAUAUUUGAGGUUGACUUCAGGGAUCCCUCCCUAGACAUGAAGCAGAAAGGAGCACUUCCUGCCUCAAACAGGUUUCAUAAGCUGAUCUGGGGGAAUUUUGGCAAUGGGUCUGCAGAGUCCUCUGGAGUGCUCAUUGGUGGGGGGGAUAAUGGAGUGCUGACAAUGUACAGUGUGCAGCGCAUCCUGACUUCCAAGGGCGACCCCGUCAUCGGGCACACAGAGAAGCAUUCAGGUCCUGUUCGGGCCCUUGACUUCAACCCUUUUCAGAGUAAUCUCUUGGCUUCUGGAGCCAAUGAUUCUGAAAUUUUCAUCUGGGACUUGAAUAAUUUCAGUGUGCCUAUGACUCCAGGGACUAAAUCACAGCCUCAUGAAGACAUCAGUGUGGUGUCCUGGAAUCGGCAGGUGCAGCAUAUCCUGUCCUCUGCUCACCCCAGCGGCAAGGCUGUGGUUUGGGACCUCAGGAAGAAUGAGCCCAUCAUCAAAGUCAGUGACCACAGCAACAGAAUGCAUUGCUCAGGAAUGGCCUGGCAUCCAGAAGUUGCAACCCAGCUAGUCCUUUCCUCUGAGGAUGAUCGUUUGCCAGUGAUCCAAAUAUGGGACUUACGCUUUGCCACCUCUCCUCUUAGCCAGCUGGAAGGGCACACGAGGGGAGUUCUUGCUGUUUCUUGGUGCCAGGCUGACCCUGAGUUGCUAUUGAGUAGUGCCAAAGACAAUCGGAUCUUGUGCUGGAACCCAAGUAUGGGGGAGGUGGUGUAUGAGUUGCCCAUUCGGAGUCAGUGGUGCUUUGAUGUCCAGUGGUGUCCUAGGAAUCCUUCAGUCUUCUCUGCCGCCACUUUUGAUGGGUGGAUCAACGUUUAUUCUGUUAUGGGUGGGAACUUAGAAGCUCAGCAGAAGACACAGGCUGACAAGAUCUCUUCCUCCUUCAACAACCUGGAUCCCUUUGGCACAGGACAGAGCCUUCCUCCUCUGCAGGUGCCAGAGCAAGUAACUCAGACCACUGUGAUUCCACCAUUAAAAAAGCCUCCCAAGUGGAUUCGCAGACCUGUGGGGGUUUCAUUUGCAUUUGGAGGAAAACUGAUUACCUUUGGUCAUACCAAAGCUCCUGGACAGCAAAUACAGCAGACUUAUCCACACCAGGUAUUCAUCAGUCAAGUCACUACUGAAACUGAAUUCCUACUCCGAUCCAAAGAACUGCAGAUGGCCUUGCAGUCAGGAAACCUCCUUGAUUACUGCCAGGGCAAGAUCCAGACAGCCAAGGUGCCAUUUGAUGAGAACCUUUGGAACUUCUUGAAGGUGAAUUUGGAGCAGGAGUCCAGGACUAAACUUCUCAAGCUGCUGGGCUACAGUAAAGAGGAUCUGCAAAAAAAGAUCACCUCAUGUUUGAGUAAUGGGAUCUCAGAUAAGCAGCCACUUCCUGAGGCAGGCAGUACAAACGCUGCACCAGAUCAGCUUUUGAUGAAUUCCAGCGAUGAUGUAGCUGCUGUUUCUUCCUCUUCAGCCUUUUUUGAUAACCUCAUCCCACAGAAUAUGAGUACAUUGGAGAUUCCUGUCACAGAAGAUACAGAUGGACUCAUCAGCCAGGCCCUUUUGUUGGGGAAUUUUGAGGGUGCAGUGGAGCUGUGCAUGCGAGCAGAGCGCUUUGCUGAUGCCAUCAUCUUAGCUAUAGCUGGUGGGGAUACCCUCCUAAAGGAAACCCAGAAGCGCUACUUUGCCAAGCAGAAAACAAAUCUCUCUGUGCUGCUUUCCUCCAUUGUGCAGCAGAACUGGCAAGAUAUUGUUUGCACGUGUGAUCUACAGAGCUGGAAGGAGGCACUGGCCAUCUUGUUAACAUAUUCAAAGCCUGAAGACUACACUCAGCUCUGUGACAUGCUGGGUGCCCGCCUGGAGUCAGAGGGAGAUGCAGCCCUCUCCAAUGAUGCCUGCCUCUGCUAUAUCUCAUCAGGCAAUGUGGAGAAGCUGGUGGAAUGCUGGGUAAAAAACCAUGAGACUUCGUCACCACUUGCCCUACAGGAUCUUAUAGAGAAGGUGAUGGUGCUGAGCAGGUCCAUUGAGAUGCUCCGAGGCACAGCAGGACCAGCACCAGGCCCUGUCUUGGCAGAACGAAUCACCCAGUAUGCCAGUCUGCUGGCAUCACAGGGAUGCUUGGCAGCUGCAAUGAAUUACCUACCCAGCAGCUCUAAAGAGCUCCUGAUUGAACAGCUCCGAGACCGGCUCUUUCAUGCUCAAGGAGAGAAUGUGGGUGAUCAGCAGCCACCCCCUUUUCCCUACACUCGUGUUCAUGUAGGGGUCAUUAAACCCACAGCAGCCAAGGGUGGUUCCACUCUUGAAGGAGCAGCCCACAAAGCAGGUCCCAGACAUCCAGAGAAGCCCAACUAUCAGUCAUCAUUUGCCCCUUCAGCACCAUCUCAGCCUUCAGUGCCUUCCCUCUUCACACCUCAGCCAGUGCCAGCGAUGUCUGUGACACCUCAUCACAUUGCCCCUCCCCAGGCCAGCACAGGUCCACCAGCAAGUGUCUAUUCCAGAGGGCACCCAUAUCCACAGUACAACUUGGGCUUGAAUCCAGCAACUGUCUCAGGGCCAGCUGUUUCACAGUCUCAGCCAUUUGGACCAGUGGGAGUCAGACCUGUUGGUCCUGCUCCCUUCUCCAGCCAGCCCUCUCUGCCAGGACAGUCCAUGCCCAUGACAUCUCCUGGUGUUCCACCACCCAGACCUACUCUCUUCACUCCAGCCUCAGUCCCAUCAUCCCAGCUCCCUGCAGCUUGUCCUCUCCCUGUGGCAAGCCAGUCUCCUCUAGACUUUUCUUCAGCACCUUUCAACUGCCCCAUGAACAUGGGUUAUCCUCAGGGAGGUCCUGGAGCUCCAUCUACUAAACCACUGCCAGCAGCCAUUCCUCCUCCUCCCACAGCUCAGGAUUCUUGGAGUGAUCCCUCCACUGGAAGAGGAGGCCUUCAAAAGAAAAAGUUGCCUGAGAAAUUUACUCCUCUGGCCCCCAUCACAGCUCCAGUAAUGAGCCUGCCUGCUGAACCCCAAGGGAUCCAUCCUCAGCUAUCCAGGUUGCAAGAAUCUGGCCAGUCACCCCCAGGAGCACCUAAGGAAGGCAGCCUACAGUAUCACCAGCUACCUGUGGAAAGCAUUGAGAGGAAGGAGCUGCCCCCUGAGCACCAGCCUUUGAAGGCUACAUUUGAAGGGUUGGUGCAACGCUGCUCAGCUGUUGCCACUGAUCCAAAAACGCGAAGGAAGCUGGAGGACGCGUUACAGCGGCUGGAGUGUUUGUAUGAGAAGCUCCGAGAGCAGGCACUCUCUCCAACCAUCCUCAUGGGUCUCCAUGAAAUUGCCCGAUGCAUUGAGGCUAAGAACUACUCACAGGGUCUCCUGGUUCACACCCAAGUUGUGAGCAGCAGCAGUUUCAGUGAGGUGUCUGGUUUCAUGCCCAUCCUGAAAGUCCUCAUGACCAUAGCAGGCAAGCUGAAUGUGUAAAGUGUGGAGCAAUGGAACAGUGCACACCAAGAGCUGGUGGACCGCCUCACCUGUUCAUGUGCUGCAGGUUGUAGACUCUCCUUCUGACUCUGGAGAAAUAGGUCCAUGCCAGUGCCUGGAACUGUGCUAGGCCAGCAUGCCUGGCCCCAUCCACUUUCAGACAGCCCACUGGUGCCUGCAGCUCCUGGAGACUGUUCUUUCUCUCUUCUUUCUUCCUAGUCUGAGGCCACUUUUCAGCCCGGGGAUCUCAAUUUCAGGCUGUCCAGGUUGCACAGUGGUCUUUCAUCUUCCCUAUAUCGCCAGCACAAAGGGGAAACUUCUGCCCUUCUAGGCUGACAUUGCUUCUUAUUUUUCAGGAAACAAACAGGGCUGGUACCUGCAGCAGCAUCACAGAAGAGUCUCAGGCUCUAUUCCCUGCUGCAGAGUAAACUUCCUGAGUGGUAGCUGGGCUGCCUUGGGAAUCUAGGCUGGUGUGUCCUCAUUCUGUUGGGCUGCAGCAAGGGUCUCUCCUGCCUCCUUCUUUAUCUUCAUUCUCAUCCUUGACUCACCCUUUCACCCCUCUGCACCCAUAUCCUGCUACAGCUGGGGCUAACUACUAGUCUACUCCGGGCUAGCUUUAGUUCUCUUUCGUCUUCACCCAGCUCUCUUGUUUUUAAAAGUCAAGUCUCCUGUUUACCCUCUAUCCACCUUCUUUUAUAUCUUUUUUUCCCAUCCGCUGCAGGCUCAAGCCCAUAAUAUUUCAGGUCCAGGGAUGAUUUCCCUUUCCAGUUGGUGGGACUCUCCCAUUCAGGAAUGUUGGCAGGUUGUACUCUGUGUGCUUCUCUCCAGAGCCAGUCGCAUCCCAUCUUGGGGCUAAAAGCUGCCUUUUCUGGCUCCUGGCCUUUUACACUUCUUUUAUUUUAGCACAGCUGGACUUUUACCCACUGAUGUUAUCUAAAGGCUUCCUACUUCAGGUUUUUCAGAUGGCCUAGGGGCUUUAAGAACAGCAGGGACUGUUUAAGUCCCAUAAAGAUUUCCCUUGAGCUACCCUGACCAGCCCAGACUUGAGCAGGGAGAGACAGCUCAUUGCUACAUGUAUGGUGCAUUCAUACUGCCUACAGUUGCAGAUACAUGCAAAGGUGGUUCUCAAAGGCCCCUUGGCACUAUGGUGGUAGGAAUAUGCUGCAGGAGGUGAUGCUGUCAGGACUUGAAGAUGUGGAUUGUGCUGAGACUUGUCAUCACUGUGGCAAUUCCUCUGGGAGUAGAUGAAUGAAGCAUAUCUGUUCUGAGGAAGAAGUCUGGGAAAGGAGGUGGGAUUUUGGGGCACAUCUUUGUGUGUGUAUAUUUCCCUCUCUUCCUCACUCCUUUCCUUCUCUCUCAACAUCCUUCUUACUAACCAGGCAGCAUAAUCAUUGAUCCAUAGCUGAGAGCAAGGCUUAUUCCCAAGAUAUGGAUGCAGCCAGCCCCUUACACUGCUAGCUUCUUGAGUGAUAAUGCUGUCGUGGACCUGCGGUUCAGUGGCAUACACGAAUCAACCUAGUCUACCACGAGACUUAGGAGGGAGGAGAAUCAGAGAAGGGAGGAAGAGGACAUGUCUCAUUCUCUCCUUUCCAUGUCAAAGUGCCUCCUUGUUGCUGCUGUGUUGUUUCUAUUGCUGCGGUUUGAUGCACUGAGAAAUUACAGAACAGUGAAAUAAAAGCUGUGUUUUGUGAUGCUUUUUUUCA
Sturnus vulgaris (Common starling) is the source of this 8038-nucleotide messenger RNA. The record is from RefSeq and is a predicted model, not a curated record. Lineage: Eukaryota; Metazoa; Chordata; Aves; Passeriformes; Sturnidae.